Molecule: messenger RNA, 985 nt
Organism: Pristis pectinata (smalltooth sawfish)
Lineage: Eukaryota; Metazoa; Chordata; Chondrichthyes; Rhinopristiformes; Pristidae
Gene: txndc9
Product: thioredoxin domain containing 9
Exons: 5
Coding region: 181-858 (225 amino acids)
Biological process (GO): microtubule cytoskeleton organization
Cellular component (GO): cytoplasm
Source: RefSeq, a predicted model, not a curated record
CCCCGCCGCGGCGUCGUGCUGCGAGCUCGCUUUCUCUCCCUUGCUCCAAUUGGACGGCUGUUGCCAGGGAAGCAGCAACCGUGACCCAUAACCCGGCGGCGACGUAGGAAGAAGCGGAAACAGUCGGUUGUGCGAGUGGGAUGAAGCUGUUUUUGUGAGGUAUAUUCCAGAUUGGCAAGCAUGGCAAGUAACCCCUCAGUGGCUAUGCUCAGUAAAGUCAUUGAGCAGCAAAUGCUGCAAACAACAGAAAUUGUUGAACAACAUCUAGAUACGGAGAUUGAAAAAUAUGAAAAGAUGGAUGGAGAUGAACUGGAGAAACUCCGAGAAAGAAGACUUGAAUCAAUGAAGAGAGCACAGCAUCAGAAACAGGAAUGGCUUUCAAAGGGCCAUGGUGAAUACAAGGAGAUUCCCAGUGAAAAAGAUUUUUUUCAAGAGGUUAAGGAGAGUAAAAAUGUGGUUUGCCACUUUUAUAGAGAUACCACCUUUAGAUGCAAGAUAGUAGACAAGCACUUGACUAUUCUGGCUAAAAAACACAUUGAAACGAAGUUCAUUAAAUUAAAUGCAGAAAAAGCUCCUUUCCUUUCGGAGAAAUUACGAAUCAAAAUAAUUCCAACAAUGGUCUUGGUGAAAGAUGGGAAAGCAAAAGAUUACAUUGUUGGGUUUGAUGACCUUGGUUGCACAGAUAACUUCACUACAGAGACUUUGGAAUGGAGAUUGGGUUGUGCUGCCAUCAUUAACUACAGUGGAAAUUUGAUGGACCCACCUUUCCAGAUGCAAAAAAAAUGUGGAAGCAUCACAAAGAUGGAGAAAAGGACAAUUAGAGGAAAGAACAAUGAUUCUGAUUCAGAUGAUGAUUAGAUUGUUAAGCAUGUUUCUUGAUCCACAUAGUCUUUUAUUCUUACUCAUUGUUAAAUUUUAAUUUCAGUAAUUAUUAUUACUAAUUUUCAUAGACUAAUAAAAAAGCAAAUAUUAUUGCAAUGCAAAA